GAGUGAGAAACACAAAGGAGAUUCAAAAAAAUGACAGGAAGAGAAGAAGAAGAAGAAGAUGAAGAGGCACAAGCAGAAGUGGACAUGUGGAAAUACAUAUUUGGGUUUGCCAAUGUUGCAGCAGUCAAGUGUGCUAUUGAGCUUGGAGUAGCUGAUGCCAUUCAAAAUCAUCAUAGCCCUAUCACCCUGUAUGAGCUAUCAAACAAGCUUGGAUGUGCUCCAUCCCCUCUUCAUCGGAUCAUGAGGUUCUUGGUUCAUAACAAUAUUUUCAAACAGAAACCCAUUGUGGAUGGCACUAUUGGCUAUGUGCAAACACCUCUUUCUCGCCGUUUGCUCGGCCGGGGAGAGAACAGCAUGGAAUCUCUGUUUUUGCUAGAAAGCAGCCCGGUGAUGCUUAAGCCAUGGCAUUUUCUAAACGAUCGUGUCCGACUGGACGGAAAUACUGCAGCGUUUGAGGCGGCUCACGGCAACGACAUAUGGAAAUAUGCAGCUGUAAAUCCUGAUUAUAGCAAGCUAAUUGACGAUGCAAUGGCUUGUCAUGCUAGGAUGGAUGUACCUAGAAUGAUUGAAAGGUGUCCAGAGGUGUUUGAUGGGAUAAAAACUCUGGUAGAUGUUGGUGGUGGUAAUGGGACUACUCUGAGCAUGUUGGUUAAAGCUUGUCCUUGGAUUCUGGGAAUUAAUUUUGAUCUUCCUCAUGUACUCUCCACUGCACCAGAAUAUGAUGGCAUUAGGCAUGUUGGCGGUGACAUGUUCCAAAGUGUUCCAAAAGCUGAUGCCGCUUUUCUCAUGUGGGUUCUGCACAAUUGGAACGAUGAUGAAUGCAUACAGAUCCUAAAGAAAUGUAAAGAAGCAAUUCCAAAGGAUAAUGGGAAGGUGAUAAUGGUUGAAGUUGUGGUGGGUGAAGCAAAAGACGACAAGCUUGAGUUCGUUAGGCUUACGCUGGACAUGGUGAUGAUGGCUCAUACUGACUCGGGUAAAGAGAGGACCUCUAAGGAAUGGGAAUAUAUACUUGGGAAGGCUGGUUUUAGCCGCCACACUAUAAGACCCAUCGGAGAAGUGCAUUCUGUUAUUGAGGCCUUUCCUUGAUCAUCACCUCCAAGUUUGUGUUCCAAUGCUUACAGUCAUUAUGCCUGUGGUUGGCUUGCUUUAAUAUACUUCUAUUCCGAACGAAGGUUGCCAUGAUGUGUUUUCUUUUUCAAUUCUAGGAAGAUGGUACUAUUUGUAUUGUUGGCAUUGAUGUUUUGUGAUGUUUUGUGAUAUUUUCCAUUAUUUGACUA
Messenger RNA from Hevea brasiliensis (rubber tree), 1277 nucleotides. RefSeq names its product acetylserotonin O-methyltransferase. Gene Ontology annotation, biological process: methylation. The record is from RefSeq and is a predicted model, not a curated record. Gene Ontology annotation, molecular function: protein dimerization activity; S-adenosylmethionine-dependent methyltransferase activity; O-methyltransferase activity. The transcript is spliced from 2 exons. Bases 31 to 1086 code for a protein of 351 amino acids. Lineage: Eukaryota; Viridiplantae; Streptophyta; Magnoliopsida; Malpighiales; Euphorbiaceae.